AUGAAAGAGAGUGGAAAGGUGAGAGAAGAGGCGGAGAGGGCUGAGAGGGAGAGCAAGGAGGAGGAGCAGAGGAGAUUGGAAGAGAAGCAGAGGGGGGAGAGGAAGAGGGAGAGGAGGAGGGCGAGGCGAGUGAUGCUGCUGGCAGCUCAGCUUAAGGAGGCGUUGGAGCGGCAAGGCAAGGUGGUUCUUGAGACGCCUCUAAAAUCCGCUCAGUUGAAAGAGGCAGUGGAGAGGCAAGGGGAGGGGAGGCAAGGGGCGAUGGGGCAGGGCAGAGAAGAGGGCGUGAGGGAGAGAUGGGCGAAGGCAAGCGACGGAUGGGAGAAGGGGGAGGAGACGAGCGAAGGUGAGAGUGAGACGAGCGAGGAGUUGAAAGCGGUGAAGAUGGAAUAUGGAGGAGACAAAGUGGGGAAGGUGGAAGGAGGAGGGAAUGGUUUAGGAGCAGGAGGGAGUCUAGAUGUGGAGGAGUUUGAGAGUGGUGGAUUUGGGGCAGGUAGCGCUGCUGCUGGGGGGGCUAUUGAAGGGCUCAAGGAGGUUCGGGAUCUGCCGAAGCUGAUGAGCUGGCUCGGCGGUGUGUCGCAGGGGGAAGGCGGUGAGGUUGGUCGUGCUGAGGUGGAUCCGGCCAGUGAUGACGUGUCACUGGGCAGUGCCGAGGUGUCGCAGGUGCUGUAUGAGCUGGCGAUUGCGGAGGAGAGUGAGAAAGCGCUGGCGCUGCUGAGAUGGAUGGAGGAGAGGAGGGAGAGGGAGUGGGAGGGGAUGAGUACGGAUCAACGGAGAAGAAAGAUUGUGGAGGAGGAGAGAGGCGAGAGAAGCGAGAAGCCUCGAAAGAGGGAUGCAACGGGGGGGAGAGGGAUCGAGAGGAGGACGGCGAGUGGGGGAGAGGAUGGGGUGCCAGAAGAAAUUCAAGGAGGAGUGGUAAUUGGGGCGGUUUUGGGGGCACCUGAAAAUACCCCAAGAGGGGGUGCUGUUCGGGCCAACGUCGAAUGCGUACGUGCGAGAGACGCAGGAGCAGCAGGAGAAGGGGCAGAAGGGGCAGAAUGGGCAGCAGGGGCAGCAGGGGCAGCAGUUAAAGCAGCAGCAGGAACAGUGGGAGAAAAUCCAUCCUCCCCUCAUCCCCAUUCCCCACCGUGUCUACUGCCAACUCAUUGGCGCUCUGGUUGGCACCGGCAAGGGCUUGUGAGCACUUGCUGUGUUUUCCAAAAUGAGGAAAGAGCAGGGCCAGGGGCAGAGCACUGGGCAGAGCAAGGGGCAGAGCAAGGGGCAGGGCAAGGGGCAGAGCAAAGGGCAAAGCAAGGGAAUUGGAAGGGAGGCGGCACAGAGUGGGGGAAAGGUGGGGGAAAGGGGGGUUCCGAACGGGGUUUUAAGUGGGCGACAAAGGGCCGAGGAAGGCAGGGGAAGGGCGGCCUUCUUGGCGUUAUGCCACCUGGUGAUGAAGGGGUGCUUGAAGGAGGGCGGGCGGGCGGGCCUGGAGGGAUGCAACGCGCUGGUGGAGGAGAUGUUUGCGAUGGGCGGCAAACUGAAACCCACUCGCUCACUUUCUCCUUGCUGAUCCGUGCAAUGCUGCAAGAGGGGGAGCUGAAGCGAGCUCCUCGCGUGCUGCGCGAGAGGAUGCCGCGCAGAAACUUGGUUCCGCGCCUGGAGGACGUGCAUGCAGUCAUGAAGGCCCUGCUGGGGCAAGGCAAGGAGGCGGGAGUGGCCGAGGCGAUGAGGAUCAUGAAUGAGAUUCUGGAAGUGAAGGGGGAGGGGUGGAGGAGGGAGAGUACCUUACAGAUGGUCAAACCGAGCGAGGUGAGUUGGGGGAGGACGGGGAGGCAGGGGGGGGAGGCGGGCGUGGCAGAGGCGAUGAGACUCAUGGAUGAGAUUCUGGGGUUGACGAGGGAGGGGUGGCGGAGGGAGAGUACCUUACAGAUGGUCAAACCGAGCGAGCUCACCUUCCGCAUGCUCAUCCUCGGCCUGUGUCGUGAGCGCAACCCCAGUAAGGCCGUGUUCUACCUCACUUGCAUGAUGGACGCGGGACUCAUGCCCGAUAGACAGCUCUUCCGCGCCUGCAUGCUCACACUCUCUGCUCUCGGCAUCACCCGCGAUGCACUCGAGUUCUUUGAGUUGAUGCGCGGGACGAGGGCCACCUGGGCGCUGAUAGACGCGGACCUGUGUGUGCUGUGCCGAUCCCGCAUCACCCGCGAUGCAUUGGAGUUAUUCGAGCUGAUGAGAGGGACGAGGGCUACGCGGGCGCUGAUAGACGCGGACAUGUGCACGCUGUUGCUGGCGGCGCUGGGCAAGCGCGGGCUGGGGCUCGAGAUGAAACGAGUGGCAUCACUCAUGCGCAAGGUGGGAAAGUGGGGCCUCUUGGUAGCAGGAAGUGGAGGAGUGGUAAAAGUGGGCGAGGGCCACACGGGCGCUGAUAGACGCGGACAUGUGCACGCUGCUGCUGGCGGCGCUGGGCAAGCGCGGGCUGGGGCUCGAGAUGAAACGAGUGGCAUCACUCAUGCGCAAGGUGGGAAAGUGGGGGCUCUUGGUAGCAGGAAGUGGAGGAGUGGUAAAAGGUGGGAACGUGUGACUCUGGUCCUUAUUAUGGGGAAGGUUGGGGAGAGUGCUAUUGGUAGUGGGGAAGGUGGGGUCUUGGUAGUGGGCGAGGGCCACACGGGCGCUGAUAGACGCGGACAUGUGCGCGCUGCUGCUGGCGGCGCUGGGCAAGCGAGGGCUGGGGCUCGAGAUGAAACGUGUGGCCUCCCUUAUGCGGAAGGUGGGGUGUUGGUGGUGAGGAAGGAAGGUGGGGUGUUGGUGAUGGCGAUCCCUCACAGCGGCGAGUCGUAUGCGCAACUGAUCAUGGGGUAUGCACGGGCGGGCAUGUGGAGCGAGGUGGACGCUUUAGUAGCCGAGAUGGAAGAGCAGACAAGCAGAAGCAACGCCAAUGUUAAUCUUGGUGCCGAUAUUGCUGCUGAGCCUGCCUCUGUCUCUGCCGCUGCUGUUGAAGAGCUGGGGAUUGGGGUGGGGGCGACAGUGCGGGACAGCAUGGCGGUGUGCAAUGCACUGAUGAUGGCGUAUGGGAGGGCCGGCAGGAUGGAGCAGAUGGAGAUGGUGGUGAAUCGACUCAGAGUGCUGUCGCCAGAUGGCACGCUGCGAUUGGAGUCGUACAACACUCUCCUGGAGGUAUACGCUCGUCGCUGCGCCCGCAAUCCAAGAAGGCGAGGCAGAAACAAAAGCAGAAGCAGAGCCGGCACUGUUGCUACUGAUACUGCUGCGGAUUCCAAUUCUGAUGCUGCUACUCCUUCCCCUUCGCAAGGGGAAGCUAGGAAACCUCAAGCCCAGUCUGAGGGGGAGGAAGAAGAAGUAGCAGACAAGGAGGGAGAUGGAUACGUGGAAGGGGAUUUGGAGGACGAGCAGGAGGGAGGGGAGUGGGGGGGAGAGGAGGCGGAGGAGGAGGAAGAGGAAGAAGCGGUGAGGGCACGGCAGGCAGCAGCGAUGGCGGAUGUGGCACGGGUGGUGAUGGAGGUGGAGGGAGCAGGGCUCCGCCUCUCCAUGCGCUCCUAUGCUGCUGUCAUGCAGGCGCUAGGGCUCCGCCUCUCCAUGCGCUCCUGUGCUGCUGUCAUGCAGGCGCUGGGGUUGGCAGGGCACUUCGACCAGGUGAAAGGCCUGGUGGCAGCAGCACGCGCACAAGGGCUCUCAUUCUCCCCACCAGUCUACCGCAUGCUCAUAGACAUGCUGGGGCUGAUUGGUGGGGAGGAGAGGGAGAUGAAAGGCUGCCUGGUGGCAGCAGCACGAGCACAGGGCCUCUCAUUCUCCCCCCCAGUGUACCGCAUGCUGAUAGACGUGCUCGGGAGGGGGGGACGACUGGGGGAGGCGCUACUGGUGUUGGAGGAGCUGAAGAGGGUACACCCCGGGCAUGGCAAUUUGUCCGCUUACAAUACUCUCUUGCUGGUGAGUGGUGUACUCGUUAUAAAGGUGUGCACUCGUUACAAGGUGCAUCGAGAUGGGAGCAGUGAAAACUGCCUGGGGGGAGGAGGGGAGACGCUGCUGGUGUUGGAGGAGCUGAAGAGGGUGCACCCGGGGCAUGGCAAUUUGUCGGCUUACAACACUCUCUUGCUGGCCCUCCAAGACGCCCAUCCAGAGCACAUCUUUGCAGUGCUCGCCCUCAUGGCAUCGCAACGCGUGCUGGUGAUCCCACUCCCUUCCCCACCCUUCCCAUGCCCCUCCACGUUUCCUACCCUUUCCCAUGCCCGUCACCCCCUCCCCAUUCCCCUCAGGCCUUACAAGACGCCCAUCCAGAGCACAUGUUCGCAGCAUUACAAGACGCCCAUCCAGAGCACAUGUUGCAGUGCUAGCACUCAUGGCAUCAACACGAGUGCUGGUUACCCCUCUCCCCACCCUUCCCCACGCCCCUCACCCCUUCCCCAUGCCACCUCCCCAUCCUUCCCCACCCAUCCCCACGUCUCUCAGGCGCUACAAGACGCCCAUCCCGAGCACAUGUUCGCUGUGCUGGCACUCAUGGCGUCUCAGCGCGUGCUGGUGACCCCCACUCCCUUCCCCACCCUUCCAUUGCCCCCCCUCCCCAUGCUUCCCUGUGCCCCUCAGGCAUUACAAGACGCCCAUCCAGAGCACAUGUUUGCAGUGCUGGCACUCAUGGCGUCUCAGCGCGUGCUGCCCAAUCGCAACAGCCUGGGUGCCAUGCUGGCAGCGUGUGAGGCUGCCAACUCGCCACGUGGCGCUGCCAGGGUGUACCUCAGCGUGGUUGACACGUGGCGCGACGGGGUUGGCCGGGAGGGAAGUGGAGGCGGUGGGGGGGAGGAUGGGGAGGAGUGGGAGGGAGAGGAAGGGGAGGGAGGGGGCGUGGUUGAUGCGAUUCUUAAGGCUGUGGAAAGAUUUGGAGAGGGGAAGCAGCAGCAGCAGAAGGAGGGACAGCAGCAGAAGCUGAAGCAGCAGCAGCUGCUGCAGCAGCAGCAGGGGCAACAGCAGGAGGAGAAGCAGCAGCAGCGGCAGAAGCAGGAGGAGAAGCAGCAGCAGAAGGAGGGACAGCAGAAGCAGAAGGAGGGACAGCAGAAGCAGAAGCAGAAGAAGGGACAGAAGCAGCAAAAGGACGAGGAGGAGGAGGAGAGGGAGGGUCAGCAGGGGCCGAGGAGCCCCAGUAUGGAGAUGGCGGAGAGGGUGGUGAGGCUGUGUCGUGAGGGGCUGCUGGCAGGGCAGGCCGUGAGGGUGCUGGAGGGACUGCUGGCCAAUGGGAUUGUGCCAUCUGUCAAGUGCUACAGUGAUGUUAUCCAUUGCCUCGGCGAGGAGUUCAGUGCAGUGACCGGGACAGCGACAGAUGCAGCGCUGCUGCUGGAAGAACAGGAGCAGCAGCAGCAGCAGCAACCGUUCUCCUUUCGAUGGUCCUCCGACAUCCAUUCUAGCGAUAAGAACGAUGAGAGUGAUCAGAGUGGUAAGAGUGAUCAGCAUGCUGAUAAGGCCCUUCCCUACACGUACUCCAGCGACCUCCUCCUCCUCUCCUCCCUCCUCUCCAUCCAAAUCGACCGCGGGAAUUUCGACGAAGCCAUGCACACUGCGCAGUUCAUAGUCAACGAGCGCCUAGACGAGUACCUCUAUAACGAGUACAUGGAAGAGGACAAUCGAAACAGGGAUAUUAGGGGAGGAGAUUCCUACAGAGGGAUUCAGGGAGGGAGUGUGCUGCGGAGGGCCGACCCGGCCUUUUUCCCUCUCGUGAUCGGGUUUUUCCGGCUGGCGAGGCUGAUUCCGGUGGUGGAGGGGAGGACGAAGCAGAAUCUGUCGGUGCUGCUGCUGCUGCUCAUGUCGCAGGCUGUGCGGUGCGGGGCCCCGCCGCUGGUGUCCGGGUUUCUGGUUUCUGCGUGGGCUAAGGCGAAUCAGGAGGAAGGGGAGUCUCCUGUUGGGGAUACCAGCAGCAGCAGUUCCGCUAGACGGCCACGUGCUGACGUGGAUUCAGACACCGCUGACGUGGAUCCUAGCACUGCUGACGUGGCAGACAAGAAAACCUCCAGCAAGGAAGAUGCUGACCUGGACGAGCUCGUGGACGACAUCGACAGCAACGCAGACCCCGCAUUUAUGCACGUCCCACCGCGCAUUCUCGCCGAAUUCCGCUCCUUCCUCACCCUCCCGCCCUGCCCCAUUGAAUCCUCCCGUGCCGUUGCCAACGCCAUUAUUGACACGGCCUACUCCCUGCAUCUUACCCAAGCGGCUGUGGACCUUUUCUACGCUGCGAAUGAGGCUCGGAUGUUCCCGGACCUGUUCCGAUUGGAACGGGAUUCGCUGGUGCUGUCUCUCAGGCUCGUGUCGCCUGCUGGGGCUGAGAACUUCAAGGGGAGCCUCAGCCUCCUGUGGUUGAGUACUUGUGAGAAUGUCGACCCUGUCUAG
Messenger RNA from Closterium sp. Naga37s-1, 6357 nucleotides. The record is from the annotation of a GenBank genome assembly. Lineage: Eukaryota; Viridiplantae; Streptophyta; Zygnematophyceae; Desmidiales; Closteriaceae.